Messenger RNA from Candidozyma auris, 1470 nucleotides. RefSeq names its product glutathione synthase (gene GSH2). Gene Ontology annotation, cellular component: cytosol. The record is from RefSeq and is a predicted model, not a curated record. The transcript has a single exon. Lineage: Eukaryota; Fungi; Ascomycota; Pichiomycetes; Serinales; Metschnikowiaceae. Gene Ontology annotation, molecular function: glutathione synthase activity; glutathione binding; ATP binding. The coding region runs from base 1 to 1470 and encodes 489 amino acids. Gene Ontology annotation, biological process: glutathione biosynthetic process.
AUGUACAAGGACUUUCCCAGCCUUUCACCGGAAAACGAGAAAGAGCUUGUGGAAAAACUCUCUCACUGGGCCUUGGCCAAUGGACUUGUUAUGUACCCGCCUCAGUGGCAGCUCCACUCUGCUAGCAAUGCACCUAUUACAAUGUUUCCAACACCGUUUCCUAGAGACUUGUUUGAGAACGCCAUGAAGGUGCAGACUGUGUUCAACAAAUUGUAUGCAAAUGUUGUUUCGCACGAGAAGGUCUGGCUCGUGGAUUUAAUCAAGUCAUUGGCAAAGUUCGAUAAGGAUUUCACGGGGAAGUUGUAUGAGACUUAUGUGAAGGCUGUGGAACAAAGCGGCGGUACAUUGCCUCAGCCUUUGAGCUUAGGAGUCUUUCGCUCAGAUUACAUGUAUAAUCAAACCGAUCAUUCCGUGAAACAGAUCGAGUUCAAUACCGUGAGUAUCUCCUUUGGUGGUUUAUCCACCAAAGUGGGCAAAGCACAGAACUACUUGAACGAUAGUGGAGCUUAUGAUGACAAUUACUCUUUGAAAUACUAUCCACUGGACGACAUCCCGGUUUCUGAGUCCAUUGCAAGAAUUGCUGAUGGUUUGGCAGCAGGCAAUUACUUCUACAAUGAUGAGAAUGACAACAAGAAGACUGUGGUUCUUUUUGUAGUCCAGCCAGGGGAGCGUAACUGUUUCGAUCAAAGACUUGUAGAAUACGCCUUACUCGAGAAACACGGCAUCAAAUCGUACAGAUCGACUUUAGAAGAGAUUAAGGAGAAGACCACCAUCAAUUCUGGCAAAUUGUACAUCAGGGCCACCAUGGAUGAGGUUUCUGUUGUAUAUUAUCGCUCAGGAUAUGCUCCUUCGGACUACUCGAUGGACCCAGAGAAAACUUGGGAUGCUAGACUUCAUUUGGAGUUAUCUAAAGCUAUUAAGUGCCCAUCUUUGUUGACGCAGCUCUCGGGGUCAAAGAAGAUUCAGCAGGUUUUGACUGAUCCAGAGAUAGUAAAAGCUUUCCUAAAGGACUCUUCGCCCGAAGAAAUUGACCUCUUGCUCUCCACAUUUGUAAAGAUUUAUCCCUUGGAUGAUACGGAGGCUGGCAAGAAAGCUAAGCGGUUAGCAUUCGAUGAGCCUCAAAAGUUCGUCCUCAAGCCGCAAAGAGAAGGAGGUGGAAACAACGUGUACAAGGAGGACAUACGAGGUCACUUGAAGUCCUUGGACGAGUCUGAAUGGGGCGCCUACGUUUUGAUGGAGCUCAUUCACCCUCCCACACAUAAAAACAAGAUUAUUAAAGAAGGACAAAUCUAUCACGAGGACAUUGUAUCGGAACUUGGCAUUUUUGGUACCAUAGUAUUCAAUGAAGAGACUGGCGAGAUCAAGUCAAAUGAGAACGCCGGAUUCUUGUUGAGAUCCAAGUUCAGUUCCAGUGACGAGGGCGGCGUUGCUGCCGGUUUUGGUUGUGUCGACAGUGUCUACUUGUACUGA